Messenger RNA from Bactrocera latifrons, 5345 nucleotides. RefSeq lists its product as uncharacterized. Gene Ontology annotation, cellular component: membrane. Gene Ontology annotation, molecular function: group II metabotropic glutamate receptor activity. NCBI's taxonomy places the organism in Eukaryota, Metazoa, Arthropoda, Insecta, Diptera, Tephritidae. The record is from RefSeq and is a predicted model, not a curated record. Gene Ontology annotation, biological process: G protein-coupled glutamate receptor signaling pathway; regulation of synaptic transmission, glutamatergic. The transcript has 3 exons. Bases 243 to 2789 code for a protein of 848 amino acids.
AGACAGUCUGCGGCAGUCGAGCGAAGUGAACGGACGUGUUAAGCGGAUUGCGCACAAACGUUGGCGGUUAGAGCGCAAGCAAUUUGCACGCGAACAAGUAACGAGUGAAGUUAAAUCAAGUUGAACGGUGCUUACGAUUUACGAAAAAUAACGAGCCUUAAAGUGAAAAGAAAAAAAAUUAUACUAUAAUUGAGUUGGCAAGUGAAUUCAGUAACUAGUUCAAUUAGGCUGUGUCGCUUUGUAUGUAUGCAACCGAUGCAACGACAGACUGUGUGUGCGCGCAGCAACAGUUGGGCAUGCUCCGUCGAGUGGCACGGUCGUUAGACGGCUGCCAACACGAGAACCUAAGUGAAAAGCCAACGCCGAGCGCGUAUGUGAAUGUGCCAAGCGAAAAUGUGUGCAAAACAGCGCGGCAUGCCAUAAAGAAGAAAGUGACUAGCCGGCAGACGGUUGAAACGACAAAGCUCAAGAUGACGCACGCGAUAAAUGUGGUUCCGCAACGCGGCUCAUGGCAGCGCGCCAUAUGGCCCAUGACCUUGCUGUGCUGGUGUUUUAUUAUAUUAGGCAAUGCGCCAGCAAAUGGGCUGAACUACGUCGUUGACACGACCGGGAGUGAAGAGCUGAACACGCAAGCCGGGGCUCGAGCCAUGGGCUUGUACGGGGCACGCGAACCGCGUUUCGGUGAUCGUUUGUUGCCGUUGCGCAAAAAGACCGGUGCGAUAGCGAAUGUGGCGGCGCCCAGGCAAAGGCAAGUGAAUAGUAUUUUGAGUAAAAGUAAUUAUGUGGUCAGUUAUGCGAGUGCUAAUACAAAUAACGCGGCUACAAGUGCGAAAGUUACGGCACGUGCCGCAAACACAAACACAACUGCUGAAGUGAAUGUAGCGCGUAAUAACGAAGUGGGUGUGAGUGUUAGUGUUGAGCCCAAAACUGAUUUGUAUACAAUGGAGGUGCAUCAAGCUGACUAUACAGCACCGCCAGUGACCGCAGAACGUCGUGGCAAGCAGCUGAGUCGACGCGAGGAUACCAACAUCGGCGGGCUGUUGCUAGACUCCACUACUUUCAGCAGUAAGGACACGAAUAUUUCGAAAGCAGAUCGCCUAGUAGUCAUGUCCACCGAGUUCUUCGUAGUGCCAACAAGCACACCACUACCAACCAACGCGCAUCGAACGAGAGCGCCAGCACGCACAGGUGCUAAGGCGGCAGUACUGCCUGACUAUAUACAGCCACCGCCUGCCGGUGUACCGACUGCUGGACCACGUUCGGUGUUAAUUGUAGCGCCGCGGCCGUUGAAUAUCUCGAAUGCAGCGAAUAGCAUCAGCGCGGGCUUGCCACCGUCCAUAGUGCCCACACAUCUGCCAUUCACUGGGCUGCGCAAGGAGCCUUGGGUAGUGCCCGUGCUGGUAUUGGCCGCACUCACAAUGCUAAUGAUGACAGCCUUUGAGAUUUUUGUGCUGUUCAAGGCGUGGCGUACGUCACCUUCGCGCCGCCAUCUGUUUCUCGGUCAGAUGCUACUGUUGGGACUGUUUGCUUGCGCCGGACUGGGUGCCGUGUUAACAGCGCAACCCUCACUGCUCAGCUGUGGCGCAAUACGUUUCGGCGUGGGUGUUGCUUAUGCGCUGGUAUUUGCGGCAUUACUCGUCAAGUGCGUCUUCCUCAUUAGUCUCAAUGGUGGCGUGUACCUACCGGCACCCUAUCAAGGUUUACUGUUGCUCUUCGCCGUGCUCAUACAAGUCGCCAUAGGCACACAGUGGCUACUCACACAACCGCCGGAGAUCUAUACGCAAAGUGUACCCAUACUUGGUAAUAGCCUGUUGGCACCAACCGUAGCUUCCAGUAGCGCCACAUCUGCGGCGCAUACUUUCGCAGCGCUUUUUCAACCACACAGCGCUACACCCAACAAUGGGCCGUCCGCAGCAGCGCUCGGCUCCAGUCUCGGCUCGGAUCUGUAUGCACGUAUCACUGCAGCCGGUACGAUGCUGAUACCGUUAUGCAAAACACAAUUCUCGGAGCUGCUCUUUUCGCUCAUCUACAUUGUCUUCCUGAUUGUGUUCGUCGCCGUGUUGGCCAUCAAAUCGCGUGGCAUACGCGACAAUUAUCGCGAGGCCACCUACAUUGGUUUGGCCAUUGGCGGCGCUAUACCCAUUUGGUUGGGCUGGAUGCUGUGCGGUUUGGCGGUGGCGGAUCGCCAUAAGGAUGCUUGUAUUGCUUUUGGUCUAAUAGCGACAUCAGCAACUGUCUUUCUAGUUAUGUUUAUGCCGAAAGGCCGUCAACUGGCGGCUAUGGGCAAGGAGGGUCUGUACGUGGAGGAUCGUGAGGAGCAGUUCAGCUCGCUGAGUCGUGCUGGCUCCGGUUACUCACCCUCAUUCUUCCACUUUAAGCCGAUCAAGUACGGAGUAAUGGGCGGCGGCAUGCAGAAUUCGGCAACAAAUACGGGGAACGGCGCCAGCAUGAAGCACUGCUCGAAUGGUCUGGGUGGAGGCGGCGGAGAUCGCGUUGCCUUGGUCACCGCAGCACCACCGAGCUAUACACGUAUGUAUCACUAUUUUCCAGCACAUUUAUCAGCGCACCCGUUUUGUUUUUAUCCACAACCACCCCCACCACCACCGCCACCACCAAUUCCACCGCCAACGUUGACACAAUUGCCCUCACCACCGACACUCAAACAAUUGGGCAACUCACUGUCGUCAAUGACACAAGCACAUAUCGCACAGACACUCCGGUAUCCAGGUAAGGUUUAUUUAUACGACCCGAUGAGACCAAUCUUUACACGACGUUGGAACCAACACUGAGCAGUAAUCCGAAUGUGUACUUCCAACGCGGCGGUGCGGUACAUCCGGGCAUGAUGUACUAGAUACAACCAACGAACUUCAAGCGAAAGUUGAAAAAUUCACACGAAACAAAAGUGAAUUGAGAAGACGACGACGAUAUUGGCUGCUGCCAGUGGUAGCAAAGGGCCGCGCAACAGUCGAGCACUGAGCAACUCAAAGUAUAAAAGUAUAACUUAUUGCAAUACGAAACGCUAAGCUAAGUUAAAAACUGAAAAGAAAAUUUAAUUUUUAUGAACUUAGUAAUAAGGAAAACAAUUUUGUAGCACAUAAGCCCCACAUUUUAGUUUGUAAGAACUCCAAGUGCACAUUUGCUCCCAGGGAGUGUAUUUUACUAUAAGAAUUCACUACACGUAUUACUUAGGUUAAGCUGUAUUUAAGCGCUUGAGCGAAAACGAAAGGAGAAAUAUGAGUAAGCGUAAAUGAGGAGGUGAAAAGCUAACGAAAAUAUUAGCAUGAGCACAAGAAAUCGCUAAGCAAAGACUUAAACUGUAUUUCAAAUAUAAAAAAUAAAGUAGAGACUUAAGAAGCGAACACUCAUAGCAUAUUAAGAGCAAUUAAGGCCAGAUUUACUAUGAAAAUAGCAAAACGGGGUAUUUCUUUUAGACAUGUGUCAAGAAGGCAUGAAACGUAUGUAUAUCAGUUAAGUUAUGGUAAAAAAUUUGGUUCGCCAUUAGGUUUUAAUCAUGAUUUUGGGCUAGUGACUGCCGCGGCUCGCACAAAAAGAGAACAGAACCGGGACUGUUUUUUCGUUUUCACUGGAGACGUUUUUUAUGUGACAGGUCCCAAACCCCAGCGCACAAAUCUGGGGAGAGAUGGUUUGCCUUCUCACCUCAUCUCACCUUAAAACGGAUGUUCUUUGGCUACCCAGAGGAUAUUUGGUUUAAGACUGGAAGUCCUGAGCUGCUGGAGCCAUAAGUAAAAGAAUCGUUUCUGGCCACUCCCAAUUGAAUAGCGCUAAGAGAACUUGAACAAAAUUUUCUUGUGAAAAUGGAAAUCGGUGGCCAGCUCGCCGAACGUGCGACGCGCUUCAUUGCUGUUUGGCCUCAAUUGUUAUAAGAGUUGAAUUUUUUAAGCCGGUAAAGCAAGAUUAUUUCGAAAAUCAUUCAUGGGCGCAGCUUCAAUAGUUCGAGCAUGAUGGCGGAUGGACUCAUUCGGGUCUUCUUCGAUACUUUAAAGCACAGCAACAAUAGUGUUUUCGGUGAGUUCCGAACCGCGACGGUCAGAAGAUACCAAAUCCGAAAAAAGUAUUGCUUUUUUGAAAACCACAAGUCUAAAAAAAAAAACCAAUUAAAAUCUGGAGAAUAUUAGCGCUACAACAACUCCAUAUAUGGGCAACAGAACACAGCGUUAGAAAUGAAACUACGCUCACUUAAUGCUUGCACAAUUUGCACACAAUUUCGAUGCGCCACGAAAUUGAAAGCGAUGGGCUGGUUAAUGAACACCCAUUGCAGUGUUCAAGCGCGCUCUUGUUAAUUCAACAGCGCGCGGAACUCAGACUAAGCACAUGACGGCUUGUGGAACCCACUUCUCAGACUAAGCAUUUGCUGGCGCGCUACGCAAAAGGGCGCGUUCAGAGCAAGUCAAAAAUAAAAAGCAAACAAACAAUUUGGAGCAAGCGCUAAGGCGUUGAACGCAUUCAGUGCGAGAUAUGCUGCGCGCAGCCACAGCAACACCUGUCGCCGUGCGCGCGCCUCAGUGAAAGUGUUUCGUUGCGUAAGUCGACGGCCGAUAGUCAUAAGCAAACAAAAUUGAACAAAAGAGCAAGCAAGUGUAAGCCGAAGAAAUGUUGUGCGAUCGUAAGCUUUCGGUUUUUAUUUUGAUUGCCAAUUUCUAUACACACGCUCGCCACACAACAGAGCAGACAUAAGCUUUGUUAAGGAAAAAUUAACCAUAACGUUUUUUUGUGUGUUUGUAUGUCGCACAGCGCGUUGCUAACGCAUAAGUAGCAAGGUGCAGCGCCGCCAAAUAUGGUGCGCGCGUAAAUGGAAUGAGCGCGGCGCUCACUUGAAAUGUGUAACGAAAGCAACGCACGCAUUGUUGUUGUGCUCUUCAAUAAAUUUUAUGCGCCGCUUAAAUUAGUUGAAAGCAUUAAGUUUCGAUUUUUCGAUUGCUCGAUUUUUUUUUUAGCUUAAGUACCAAUGCACUUACGUAAGUUUAAGUCAAUUUUUAAUUGCUAGUAAUUACUUGUAAAUAAACGCUAAUGUUAAUAAUUACAAAAGUAAUAACAAUAACACGAAAUUGUAUGUAGCUGUAAGUCCAAUACAUAUAUACAUAAGUCUAGUGUUAAGUAAGUCUCUUAAUACUUAUGCAUUACAAUAAGCGCUUCCAUAUUCGUAUAUUCGUAUAUUUGUGUGUUUCUCUUUUUAAGUAUUAGUUGUAAGCAUGUAAGUGAUGUAACUGUGUAUUUGUAAGUAUUCAAUGACUUGUCAAUACGAACUCUUUAUACUAUGACAAUGUAUGAAAAGCGUAAAAGUUUAAAUAAAAUAUAACGAGAUAACGGAAAUUUGUAUGUAAAUA